Messenger RNA from Setaria italica (foxtail millet), 2484 nucleotides. RefSeq names its product transcription factor MYB3R-2. Bases 248 to 2104 code for a protein of 618 amino acids. Gene Ontology annotation, cellular component: nucleus. NCBI's taxonomy places the organism in Eukaryota, Viridiplantae, Streptophyta, Magnoliopsida, Poales, Poaceae. Gene Ontology annotation, biological process: regulation of DNA-templated transcription. Gene Ontology annotation, molecular function: RNA polymerase II cis-regulatory region sequence-specific DNA binding; DNA-binding transcription factor activity, RNA polymerase II-specific. The transcript has 9 exons. The record is from RefSeq and is a predicted model, not a curated record.
GCCUCCUUCCUAUCUUCCCCUUCCCCGGCUCUUCCUCUACCCCCCCCAACGCACAACCGAAGCCGCCCGCGACGCGGAACCCGGCAAAACCCUCGCGCUUUUGCCUCGCCUAGGGUUUCGGGCCGCCCCGCCUCUCCUCGCGCCCCCUUCGCGCCAUCACCCGCAGUCCCGGUUCGAUCCUCCCCGAUUCCCCGUUCCGGGUAUUAUCCGGUGUCUACGGGCGUUGAUGAGGUAGUUGCGGCGGUAGAUGGGCGCGAUGGCGGCGGUGAAGGUGGAGGAGCCCGAGGGGAGCACGGGGAACUGGUGGAAUCUGGCGGCGUCGAGCCCGUCGCCGUCGGUAUCGGAGGCCGGAAGCUAUGGAGGCGGUGCGCUGAUGUCGCCGGUGGAGUCCAACCCCGCGGACUCAGUCUCUGGUCGCAGGCGAACAAGUGGCCCUGUGAGGAGAGCUAAGGGUGGCUGGACUCUAGACGAGGAUGAAAAAUUGCGGAAGGCAGUGGGUGCUUGUAAUGGAAAAAAUUGGAAGAAGAUAGCUGAAUCUUUCCCUGAUAGAACAUCAGUACAAUGCCUGCAUAGGUGGCAAAAAGUUCUUAAUCCUGAACUUAUAAAAGGUCCUUGGACCCAAGAGGAAGAUGAUAUCAUUAUCAAUAUGGUAAAGAAGUAUGGCCCCAAAAAGUGGUCCCUGAUAGCAAGGUCACUAGAUGGUCGCAUUGGUAAACAAUGCCGAGAGAGGUGGCAUAAUCAUUUGGAUCCUCAAAUAAUUAAAGAGGCCUGGUCUGUUGAGGAGGAGCGUGUGGUUGCUGAUGCUCAUCGUUUGCAUGGGAACAAAUGGGCAGAAAUUGCAAAACUUCUUCCUGGAAGGACUGACAACUCGAUAAAGAACCAUUGGAAUAGUUCAUUGAGAAAAAGGCUAGGUGACUACAAUGCCAGCAGGGCUCUGCCAGUUUCUGUGCAUAUGGUUCACAAUAGUUUUAAACAUGAAAAGGCAAAGCUAAGUGGUGGGAACCAUAUUGACUUGAACAAGGAGCCCAAUAUCAAUUUGGAACGCCCCCCAGAAAUAGUUGACCAUUCUGAACAUGCAACUCAUCUGCACGCUUGCAGUUUAAAAAAUAUUAAGAGCUGUUCAGAUUUUCUUUCUCUUGCUAUGCCAACUGCUCAGCCAAAAAAAUUGUGUGAGAUGUUAGGAGGUGGUUAUUCUGCUGUUGCUUUAGCAGGAAUACAAGGGCUAAAAAUGGAUUUUGUUCAUGACAAGGGCACAGAAAUAAAUGUUGUUUGUAAGGAACGUUUGAAAAAUGACUUGCUCAAUGUGGAGGUGCGAAAACUUGAUCAUGCAACGGAUACAAUAGGGUAUUCAGGAUCAGCAAAGGUAGAAGGCAAAACAGUCAACAAUAUGUGCAAAUUAUUCUUGCCGAAUGAGUCUAACUCCUUUGGUUCUCUUUGUUAUGAGAUACCUAAGCUAGAAGAUGUUGUCCCUUGUCACUCCCCUGUUUUUUCUACACCUCAUAUACAACAAUGCUGUGAGGAUGGAUUCCUACCACCUGUGGGCUAUACUACCUCUUCUAGGGAUGGAGACAUAUCAGAUCAACUGAGUGUUGAAUCAAUAUUGAAGAGUGCAGCUGAAAACUUCCCAGGUACUCCUUCAAUUUUAAGGAGAAGAAAAAGGGAGACACCAGCACAUGAUGAAGAUAGUAAUUUGAAGAUUGCUAUAUUACACAGUAAUAGUUUUCAUACUCCCUUGGGAAAGUGCACUACAGAAAGUCCGCAUUCAUUCAAGACUGCAACAUUUUUGUCCCUGGGCCCUCCAGAUAACGAAGGGUUAUCUGCUACUUUAGGGAGUUUUGAUGUUUCCCCUCCAUAUCGACUAAGGUCAAAAAGGAUGGCUAUCUUGAAAACCGUUGAGAAGAAGCAUCUAAAUUUUUCAUCAGAUGAAAUGGAUAAUUAUGAUAGUCCUGAUACUAUGAAGAAGUAUUCUUCCUGGAAGACUGAAUGCACCAAUACCUACACAGAUGUUUCAAGCAAGCAAGAAAUGAAAAUGACGGAGCAUAUGGUUGACUUGGAAACUUUAGCCAAGGACUUUACACACACAACCAAGUUAGAUCUGAUUUAAUUCUACAGCAUCCAGGAACAACUGACAGCAUACUGAAGUCGGCAAGAAAAUCUGACGCGUCUAAAAUGAAUAAAUGUUCCUAUACAAAUAGAAAGCAUUACCGGAGAAACAGCAUAGUUUCUGGUUGGAUUGAUCUACCCAGCCUUCUUUCCUUGGUGUGGGGUGUACAAAGCCUUCUCUUAUCCUAGAAAUAUAUCUUUUUUCUUUAUAUACAUAAUAUAGGAUGCAUUUGGCUAGUUACAUCAUGUGGGUUCACAGAUUGUACUCCAAUAUUAGAUGAUUGAAGGUGCACAACUGUGUACCAAGAAAAAGCAUAGCUAAGCUUACAAAUGAAAACCAAAAAAUUUCUCUAUAGUCCCCGGACAGGGUUCUUUCUCCAA